AUGAAAAUUGAGAAAUGGCUGCUAGCGGAUUGGAGUACUAGUCGACGAAUGCAAGAAGUUAUCAAAGUGAGUGAAGAUAUGAAGGUAGUUGAGACACCUAACCAGGAAGAAAACAAAAUCACUGUAACAGAAUAUCAGCAACAUAAUAUUUCGGAUCAGAAUAGGCAGUCUAAUAAUGAGAGCGGUUCAGUGCCAGUGAAGAGUGCGCCCAAAGAUGAGGUUGAGAAGGAUUAUUCGCCGAGCGGUUCGUCUUGGGAACCAACGGACCAAAAUUCCUCAUCAUCGGAAGAUUCUGAUAAAGAGGAAAUACAAUCGAAAACUAUGAAAAUGGAACAAUAUAUCCGUCGUUAUUCUAGAAAAGGAAAUAGUAAAAAGGCUUUAGUACCUGUCCAUAGACCGAAUGCGGUUGUAAAUGUAUUAAAAGAACGUCAAAUAAAUGAAAACAAUAGGAGCCAUAACUCGAGUCGUAAGAGAAAGUACAAAGAGUUUGUACACAAUAAAUCCUUACCUGAUUCCACAAGAAAAAACCCCUCCCCAUCUAAAGAAAUUAAAACCAUUAGUAUAAAUGUGAAAGAACUCUUAGAUAUUAAAUCAAGUUUCAAAGACCUAUUUAGAUUGUUGAACGAUUUGAAACCCGACACAGGAAAUAAUAUAGAAAAAAACAGUUUCAAAGAUGUCACGACGCACGAAAAAUCCAAUAUUCCUCCUUCAUAUGAAAGCGAACACAGCGAAGAUAACCAAAGUGAGGAUUUGAAUCGUUCAGAUGAUAACGUCCUAAUUACAAAUAAAUAUAGCAAAGCUCGAGUCAUAACAGACAACUCUAGAGAAAAACAGCCACCGAAUAAUGAAAGCGAAUGGAUCCCAAUAGGCAGUGGUAAAACAUUAAUACAUAAAGACAAAUACAGAAAGGUGAAUUGGAAAUCUUACACCAUAGCAACAAGAACAUUGUUGCUAGCGACAUUUCCAAGAAGGAUACUAGCGACACAUUCAUUGACGGGAAAACGGUCUCCGGCCUUUCAAAAUAAACCCGCGAAAAUGUGUUUGGACCCAAAAAUUGUAUCGGACAUAAUUCUUGAAAUAACAUCGAAGUUUAAAGUUAAAGAAAACUUGGUUAGGAGCAUUAUAACAACAAAAUGCGCGGAUGAAUGUAAAAUGUACAAAUCAAGGACAAAGAAUAAAAAGAUUAAAGAUCAAGAAAAUCUACCUCCAGCUAUAAAAGCUAGAGAAGAAACUCACAUGGAAGUUUCUUAG
Molecule: messenger RNA, 1251 nt
Organism: Danaus chrysippus (African queen)
Lineage: Eukaryota; Metazoa; Arthropoda; Insecta; Lepidoptera; Nymphalidae
Source: the annotation of a GenBank genome assembly